ACUCCGUCGUCGUCCAACACAGGCUUUACAGAAAGUUGAAAACUUGAAGUGCUAGAAUUCAUUUCCAAAGUACUUUCAACUGUCUCUCUCAGCUUCAAGACCAAGGUAAUCAAUUUCUCGAACCAUUACUUUCUCCUACAACUAUGGCGAUCGAGAUUUCGAAUCGGAAGUGCUAGGGUUUUGAUAGGGUUUAAGCUUUUCUCCAAAAUCAAAUCUUUAAUCUUUAAUUUGAUUAAAGCUUGAACUUUCCCUAGCAGAAAUGGCGUAUCGGCGGAGCCUCUCGACAAGAGCGACGAUCACGGCCCGGCAGUGCCACCCAUCAGUCGGUCACCUUGUCCACGACGACGAUCGGAAGCAAAAUCCGGUUUCCGAAAGCGUUUCUUCGCAGAAUUGGAAUAGUCUUCUCCAAAAGAGGCUUUUCGGUAAUGAAGUUGGUAAAUUAGGGCUCGGAUUUUCUCAAGAUAGGAGGUUCUCGAGCGCUUUGGCUUCCCCGAGCAACUCCAGUUUCGCUUUCUGCCGUUACAUGUCAACGACGAUAGGCGAAGAUUCGGAUAAGUUUGGGAUUAUGAGCGAUGUUGCGGAGGUGAUCAGUGAUUCGACCGUGCAAGCGGUGGCUUCGCAGGUGCCUCAGGUGAACGAAGUUGCCAUUGCUGCUGCGGAUUCUUUCUUGCCUGUUAAGUUGUUGCAGUAUCUCAUCGAGGGGGUUCAUACUUUUGUGGGCGUCGAUUGGUGGCUUGCAAUAGCUUUAACAACUCUUUUGAUUCGAACGUCCACAGUUCCACUUCUAAUAAAUCAACUUAAAUCUACCUCAAAGCUUUCUCUCAUGAGGCCUCGCUUAGAGGAGAUUAAGAGGCAGAUAGAUGAAGGGGCUGUAAAUCAGAUUGAAGGUCAAAGGCAAAUGUCGGAUCUUUUUAAGGAGUAUGGUGUUACUCCCUUUACUCCACUCAAGGGACUCUUCAUUCAAGGUCCUAUCUUCAUUAGUUUCUUCCUUGCGGUAUCAAAUAUGGCAGAAAAAGUGCCAUCCUUCAAAACUGGUGGAGCCUACUGGUUCGUUGAUCUCACGACACCGGAUGCUUUAUACAUUUUUCCAGUUUUGACAGCUUUGACAUUUUUAAUAACAGUAGAGUGCAAUAUGCAAGAAGGAUUGGAAGGAAAUCCUGUUGCUGCAACCAUGAAAAACGUUUCAAGGGGCAUUGCAGUUCUCACAGUUCCAUUCACCAUGAGUUUUCCGAAGGCUAUAUUUUGUUACUGGAUAACAUCCAAUUUGUUUUCUCUCGUGUAUGGACUUGCGCUAAAGAAACCUCAGGUAAAGAAGUUUCUGGGAAUCCCUGAAAUACCAGUUACGCAGCCUAGUACCACUCAACAGCCUAGCUUUAAAUCAUUGUUUUCCGCAUUGAAACAACGUACGACAGUGACACAGGAGAAUACCUCAUCACCUGCUCAAUCAUUCAAGCUUACAGACCGAAAAAUAUCUUCAUCUGCAGUUGUCAGUCAGAGGCUUAGAAGUUUAGAGAAGCAAGUAAAGGGAAGAAAGAAAAACAAAAAGAAUUAGGUAGCAAGAGUCUUUGCCAUUUUGAGAAAAUAUUCAAGAUUAUAUCUGGAGAUUUUGCAGAUGUCAUUACAUUUUGCUGUAAUAUUCUUUCAAUCCUAACGAUGAGGUUUAAAUUAAUUGACGAGUUCAAAGGAAGGAGAAAGAUGUCCUAAUAAGUUAGAUCAAUACGAGAUUGCUCGUAAUUUUGGUAAAGAUGGAAUUUUGUAAACGUCUAUAUUGUUUUUGAUAAAUCUAAUCUUUUUAU
Molecule: messenger RNA, 1796 nt
Organism: Morus notabilis
Lineage: Eukaryota; Viridiplantae; Streptophyta; Magnoliopsida; Rosales; Moraceae
Product: mitochondrial inner membrane protein OXA1
Exons: 9
Coding region: 260-1552 (430 amino acids)
Biological process (GO): mitochondrial respiratory chain complex IV assembly; protein insertion into mitochondrial inner membrane from matrix
Cellular component (GO): mitochondrial inner membrane
Molecular function (GO): membrane insertase activity
Source: RefSeq, a predicted model, not a curated record